AUGACGCGAGACGAAAGAAAGAUUUUUAGCAGUGAAGAAGCGAGAGAGAGGUGUGUGCGAAUACUGACGUACUUACAUACGACUGACGUACUUACGGACGGUGUCGCAGGAGCGCUGACCGCGGUUGAGCCUCCCCCCCCCCCCGCCUGGCGAGCCUGGCGUCCCGAGCCCGCUCCAUGCGCCCCUCGACCUAGACCUCGACUCGCCGCGGUUCGCUGGGCGCGCUGGACUCGCUGCCUAGCUCGCUCGGCUGGCUAGCGUCUAUGCUGGAGUCGCUCGGGGGAAGAACGGAGGCGGAGCCGAGUGGCGCGGUGAGCCCAGCGGUGGCUAGCGACCUGCUCCGCGCGUUGCGUCGUCUGUAGCGCACGAGGCCGAGUCCACAGGCGAGGGACAGCAAGAGCACCGCGAUGAUCACGGAGAUGAGGCCCACGCCUCGGAGGGUUCCUGUCGCGCUACUCGGUUCGCUGAUCGUGGACGUGGAGGCUUGCGGCGGCAGCGGCGGGAGCGGCGGCGGAGGGCUCUGCAUGGACGACGGUGGGGGCCGCUCCACCGCGGGGUCGCACGCUGCCAUGGCUCGCUGGAUGGUUGGAUAGGCGCCCUCGCUGCUCGAGCCACGUCCAAUGCACACAGGUGGGAUCGACGAGAAGGAGCGCAUCGACCCGUCGAGCUCCGUCAGAGGCACCCAGAGG
Emiliania huxleyi CCMP1516 is the source of this 689-nucleotide messenger RNA. RefSeq lists its product as hypothetical. The record is from RefSeq and is a predicted model, not a curated record. NCBI's taxonomy places the organism in Eukaryota, Haptophyta, Isochrysidales, Noelaerhabdaceae. The coding region runs from base 408 to 593 and encodes 61 amino acids. The transcript has a single exon.